CAUGUGAUAAUUCGACGUGUGGUUCGUGCAUUUUGCCUCAGUUUUCUCAAUUUUCACUCCAAAACAAUGUCUUCUGGAGAUUCUUUGGGCAUCAUCCCUACGAAGGCAAUGCUGUUGCGCAGCGGGAGUGCGUCAGAAUUCACGGCAACGGUGUUUGAGGAGAGAAAGCACCACCGAGAGGAGCGAAAGCGAAAGAAAAACAUUGACCAUAACCACAAAUCGACAGAGCGUGUGCCGAAAGACGAGGAGAGUGUCUUCGAUAUACGGAAGGCGCGAAACGAAGUGCUGAAGUUGGGAUUGUCUGGCUUCGAGGAAGUGGAGAAGAAGAAGGCACAGGUGGAGAUGGCAGUGAAGUUGGGGGCCAAACCGGCGAAGAGGGAGUACAAGAACUACAAAGUGCUGCAGGAGGAGCGAAAGCUCGCGAAGGAGGCGCAGGAACAGCAGCAGAGCCUGCAGAAUGUGGGGAAGAAGGCGACCGGUGAGGCGCUCUUCAGCUACAAGAAGUUCACGAGGGGGCACAGAAAGCGGAAGGGCGACUCGGAAGUUCUGAAGGAGUACGGCAGAAUCUCUGCGGACAAACUGUCGGCUUUGACGACGAAAAAGAGGAAAACAUAGGCU
Molecule: messenger RNA, 618 nt
Organism: Phlebotomus argentipes
Lineage: Eukaryota; Metazoa; Arthropoda; Insecta; Diptera; Psychodidae
Exons: 1
Coding region: 67-615 (182 amino acids)
Source: RefSeq, a predicted model, not a curated record